AUGCUCUUCCAUCACUAUUACCCAGUCACAUCCGACAAUGGCAUCGACUCCGUUAUUCAACCCAUCUGGAUAAUCAUCCUCAGUAUUAUUGGCGGAAUCGUAGGUUUGGCCAUUCUUGUGGCCAUCUUUGGAUCCAUUUUUCACUCCUACAAAUUUAACAAGCUGAGCGACAAAGAGAAGACGGAGUACCUCGACCGCGAACACGAGUUCGAGGACUCGUUGAAGAGGGUGAAGGACGAGGUGAAGGAGGCUCAGGAGCAUUUGAAGAAGGUUACAGAGGCGAGUCAGGCUGCUGAAAAGGUGGCGAUGAGGGAGUGGACGGAUUGGAGGAUAUAA
Molecule: messenger RNA, 336 nt
Organism: Fulvia fulva
Lineage: Eukaryota; Fungi; Ascomycota; Dothideomycetes; Mycosphaerellales; Mycosphaerellaceae
Exons: 2
Coding region: 1-336 (111 amino acids)
Source: RefSeq, a predicted model, not a curated record